UUCUCCACUGGGACUUCUCCGGAUACUUCCCUUUUCCCCCUUUCUCCUCUUAUCUCAUCAACCAGUAUCCCUUCUUCUCUCCUCAGUCCCUUCCUCUUCUUCUCCCCCACUCCAAAAACAAAAGCAGAACUCCCAAGGCAAAGUGAGAGAAAGAAACUUGGAAAAGAGAGGAAAAAGAUUAGAAAAGCCCCCCUCCCUCGCUCCUGAGCUCAUCCUUCCAUCCCAAUGCCCUUUUUGUGACCCGUUGGUGGGACUCGGACCGCUCCAUCUCUCGCCCAAAAUGCUUCAGAAAUUCGCACUAGCCUUCAAGACCAAAACCAUCGAGUUCUUUGCCGAGGACGAAGAGGAGGAGGGGGAGGAGCGGGAGAGCAUCUCCGCCGCCGUCGAUCUCGACCCCGUCCCCGAAGAGAUCAUCACCGGCCAGCGCGUCGUCGUCCUGAAGCCCGACCCUCUCCCCCAACCCCCGCAGGCCGACCCCGAAACCCUAAUUCCCGCCCUCUUCGCUACCCUUUCCUCCUUCCAGGCAGCCUACCUCCACCUCCAGACCGCCCACUCACCCCUCCUCCCCGACGCCGUCCGCUCCGCCGACCGCACCGCCGUCUCCCACCUCCGCCGCUUAUCCGACUUGAAGCACUCCUACUUGCAAAACCCUAGCCCUAGCUCUAGGCCGGUUCUUCCCCUCUCGUCCCAUUUGCAGGCCCAGGUGCAGGAGAACCAGAACCUCCUCCGCACCUUCGACGCCGUCGUCAACCAGCUCCAAUCCGACAUCGACAAGAAGGACGCCGAGGCGGCCGCCCUGAGGCAGAGGCUUCGGGACAUUGAGGAGGCCAAUUCGAAGCUCGCGAGGCGGCUCGACAGGGCCUGCGCCCCGCCGGAUGGGAAAGUCGAGGCCCUGCUGUCGAUUGGCGUCUUUGACUCGGUGCUCAAGGACACUUGCAGGGUCGUGCACCGAUUCGCACGGUGCUUGGUGGAUUUGAUGAAGAGAUCCGGGUGGGAUUUGGAUUUGGCGGCCAAUUCGAUCUACCCGAAUGUGGAUUACGCGAAGCCGGGGCAUUGCCGCUAUGCCAUUCUGUCCUAUAUUUGUUUGGGGAUGUUUGGAGGGUUCGAUUCUGCUGGCUUCUGUUUGGAAGAUAGUGGUGGAGUUGGGUCUGACGGGAUUGAUGUAAGUACUCGGAGAAUGAAUUCUCUUGUGCAAUUCAUCGAGCAUUCGACCGUUGAUCCAUUGGAGCUGAUCAGUGGAAGUCCAAGUUGCGAUUUUGCAAAGUUCUGUGAGAGGAAGUAUCAUCAGCUCAUUCAUCCAGGCAUGGAGUCCACUUUUUGGGGGGAUUCAUACCAUGGGGAGUCCAUGUGGGGUUCGCUGCAGUCCUCAAGCCCUCUUUAUGAGCCAUUUGUGAACAUGGCCAGCUCGAUGUGGACACUCCACAAGUUGGCGUGGGCAUAUGAUCCGGCGGUGGAAAUCUUUCAGGUGGCAGGGGGGACUGAAUUCUCCAUGGUUUACAUGGAGAGUAUUGUCCGAAGGGCAGUCAUGUUCGGCUCGGACCAUGGGAAGAAGUCACGGCCGAAGGUCGAGUUUACUGUGGUUCCAGGGUUUCGGGUUGGGAAGACAGUGAUUCAGUGUAGGGUGUAUCUGAAUGACUUGAAGGAGGCAGUAUAAUUGCAUAAUUAACACUGUAAAUGGAAAUAGUAGUGAUGUCCUUUCGGUAUAGGAGAUAGUAUAAAGGGCAUUGGGAAGAUUGUACUAAUAACUUGAAGGAUUACAAAGUUUAAUGAAAUAUACAUUUGGAUUUUUAAUUGAA
Elaeis guineensis (African oil palm) is the source of this 1796-nucleotide messenger RNA. Its product is annotated as protein GRAVITROPIC IN THE LIGHT 1-like. Lineage: Eukaryota; Viridiplantae; Streptophyta; Magnoliopsida; Arecales; Arecaceae. Gene Ontology annotation, biological process: response to red or far red light; negative gravitropism. The record is from RefSeq and is a predicted model, not a curated record.